Molecule: messenger RNA, 1101 nt
Organism: Metschnikowia bicuspidata var. bicuspidata NRRL YB-4993
Lineage: Eukaryota; Fungi; Ascomycota; Pichiomycetes; Serinales; Metschnikowiaceae
Exons: 1
Coding region: 1-1101 (366 amino acids)
Biological process (GO): rRNA processing
Cellular component (GO): nucleus
Source: RefSeq, a predicted model, not a curated record
AUGGGUUCUAAGAGAAAGAGAAACGAAAAGAAAAAAGACUUCCAGAAGACGAAGCUCAAAGUCGGAAAGACUCUCGCAAAACCAGAUAAUUACACCGACACGUCGUUCACGGCCAAGUCGAUCUCGCUCCCGAACCAGACUAUUUCCAAGAAAAGUGGUGGUAAUGGCGAUGUUUCACAUUCCAAGGGCGACGUUGAUAUCACACAUCAACUUCUGCUCAUGAAGCAUCACCUGGCCUCAACCAGAAAGGAAGUGGUCAAUUUUGUCGAGGCUCAUUUACCAUCAAACACCUCCAUGUACAAACAAAUCCUCACAAUGACGAUAUCUCUCGUGACCGAUCCUUCUGCUUCUGUGCGUGAUGCCUUUGUGUCUCUUCUAUCGGCGUGUGCAGACAAGCAGGCGGGAUUCCUUGAGUUGCAUAUGCGUACAAUUGUUCUUUUCGUACACUCAGCAAUGACCCAUAUCAAAAGCGAGGUUCGGGGCUCUUCUACCAAAGUACUAGACGUGCUUGUGAAAAAAGCCCCGAUCCCAUUGGUGAAGGGUCACUUUGUCAAGACGCUCCGCAGCUACUUCCCCCUCAUGGCCUGGACUUUGUCUGGAGAUAAAAAGGCCAUUUCUCUUGCAGUCAAUACCUCGGAUACCCUUGGUGGUAUCAGCAGUAAAGUGCGCACAAACCAUCUUGCUGUUCUCGAACGAUUACUUGAAAGCUCGCUAUUCGAACCUGAAAUCAACGCGAGCUCGUUUUCAAUAGACUGGACCAAAUGUACUGCCGUGCACCCUCAAAGCUCGCGGUUUCUUUUACCUUCUAACCCGCAAGCGUACACGCAACUUAAGCUAUAUGUGGACGAUCUUCCGACAAACCUCGACGUGAAAUCCACAGAAGCGGCAGAGGGCUCUUUUGCGCUCUCGGAUAUCGACAGCGUAUCUACUGAGGACCAAGAAACGAGAAGAAAGAUCACCUACGAUGUAUUCUUGCUUCCUUUGAGAAAGAACCUUGGCAAUGCUGUGAAGGAAGGUGGAGAAUUUGGGAAACAGGCCAACAAGUGUUUAGGUGUUUUAGAGCGAUUUGAGAAGGCUUAUGAGGCAUCCCAGGAGAAGUAA